Messenger RNA from Symbiodinium pilosum, 342 nucleotides. The record is from the annotation of a GenBank genome assembly. Lineage: Eukaryota; Dinophyceae; Suessiales; Symbiodiniaceae.
AUGCCUGGGGGAGAAAUGGAGGAGCUGAGGCGGCUGGCAGGCGUGAAGGUUCCUGACCAGGGUCCUGAGACAGCAGAUACAACAGCUACCAAGGUGAGCGCUUCAAAGGCUUCCGUUGCCAAGCCGCAGACUGCACCGCCACCACCCCCUCUUGAAGGGUUCAGCGCUAUCUGUAAGGCCGGAGGCAGGAGUGUGCCCCCAAAGGGUCCCGUGCCAGCAGCACCGCCUGUGGGCUUUUUGGACGUGCACAAAGCAGUAUCCAAGGAGCCAAGUGCAAAGGUCGCUGCAUCACCAAUUUUUUUGGCUGCUACUCAGAGCGAGAGCACGAAGGUGUGGCCGUAA